AAUACCAAGUUUUGAAGAAAACAUAACUAAUUUGAAGCUGCAGAAAAAUUUCAAGGCAAACCCGGGCCAAAGCCCAAAGUUCAAAAGUAUCAAAAUUUGCUGGUGCUAGCACAAAUUAGAAAGGCAACUCCAAUCGACGCACUACUUUUGUCCACACACGUGCGCAAAGAGAUGAGCCAGCUCCGGUCCGUCCUUGAAGUAGGGAGACGAAAGAAGAGAGCGCUGAAUUGCAGUGUAGGGGCAGCGGAGAAUGACAAUGAGAGAGUUGGGUUGCUUACUGAAGCGCUGCUCCAACCUGAAACAUGUUGAGCAGGCACAUGGAUUCAUGGUACGGACAGCCCUUGAUCACGACGAGAUUCUCCUCAGCCAAUUUAUCGAGGCAUGCUCUUCUCUGGGCUUCUCCGGCUACGCGUACUCUGUGUUUGCCUUCAAUUCACAGCCUCGCAUAUAUGUGUUCAACACCAUGAUCAAAGCACUGACACUCUCUCACUCUGCCUUUGAGGCUCUCCACGUUUACAAAAGCAUUGCCCGGGCCAAGUUGCGACCCGACAGUUACUCCUUCCCGUUUGCGUUGAAGGCGGUUGUCGACCUGCAGGCCCUUCGUUUUGGAACUCAGAUUCACUCUCAAACCGUAUGCGCUGGACUCAACGCCAAUAUCUACGUGGCUACGGCUCUCAUUCAAAUGUAUUCCUCGUGUGCCUGCGUUUCGGAUGCUCGCAAGCUGUUCGACCAACUCACCUCCGUCUCUACAUCUAUACAAGACGUUGCCCUUUGGAGUGCCACGAUUGCUGGGUAUGCCAAGGUUGGCAACCCGGAUGCUGCCUGGGAUUUGUUUGAGCGCAUGCCUCAAACCCAAACAAAUGCAGAAGCAGUAAUGGUUUGUUGGACAACUGUGAUUGCGGGCUAUGCUCAAAUGGACCGCCCCAACGAGGCCAUCGCUGUGUUUCGCAGAAUGCAGUUGGAGAAUGUGAAGCCUGACGAGAUUGCUAUGUUGGCUGUGCUUACUGCUUGUGCCCAUUUAGGUGCCAUUCAGUUCCUAUUGGGGGAGUGCAUUCACGGCUACAUUCAUAAGCAUGGAUUCAAUCAAAUGAUUCCCCUCAAAAAUGCACUUAUUGAAAUGUAUGCCAAGUCAGGCGAUAUUUGCAAGGCGUUGCAAGUAUUUGAGAACUUGAACCAUAAGACUGUAAUAACUUGGACAACCAUCAUAUCUGCGCUGGCAUUUCACGGGCUUGGAACAUUAGCUCUCCAAAUGUUCUCUCGGAUGGAAAGGGCUCAAGUCCAACCCAAUGAUAUCACUUUCAUUGCCGUCCUCUCUGCUUGUACUCAUGUUGGAUUGGUUGAUUUGGGUGGCUGCUUUUUCAAUACUAUGAGUUCCAGGUAUGGGAUUCAACCCAAGAUUCAGCACUAUGGUUGCAUGAUCGAUUUACUUGGGCGAGCAGGUUACCUAAGAGAAGCGCUGGAACUAGUUAGUCGGAUGCCCUUUAAGCCAAAUGCAGCUAUAUGGGGGUCACUUCUUGCUGCCUCUAAUAUUCAUGCUAAUGCUGAGCUGGGAGAGUUAGCUUUGCUGCAUUUGGUAGAGUUGGAGCCUUGGAAUAGUGGAAACUAUGCACUUUUAUCCAAUAUAUAUGCUUCAGGUGGCAGGUGGGAUAAGUCUGUAAUAACAAGGAAGAUGAUGAGGGACCAAGGUGUUCCAAAGAUGCCGGGUAGGAGUUUCAUUCAGGUGAGUAAUAGAGCUCACGAAUUCAUUGCAGGAGACGUAUCACACCCUCAGUAUGAUAGGAUACAUGGAAUCCUAUUCAACUUGAACGAGCAGUUGAAAAUUGUUCAUCAUUUGCUUAGCGAAUUUGAUGAGCUUCUUGAUUUUGAUGGCUGAUGGGAUAAAUAAUUACUACUUAAUCAUGACUCUGGUGUUGGACCAGCUUUAAUGGAACGAGCAGCAUUUCCACAUAAGUGAUUGCAGUUCCCUUUAAUGUGAUCCGUCUUCUCAAUUCAGAACAGUAACAGGUCAGCUAAAAAGAAGUCCAUGCCUUGUUCUCUGCAUGGUUGUACUUGAAGUAUAGACACAUCAUGCCUGUCAAUGGACAUUGGUUGCAUUGAAAUCUAUGUGCCAGCUCAUCAAUAGCAGAUUUUCGUCUGCUGCAAAUAGUUGAUCUCAUAAAUCUAGGCAGUUGUGAUGGGAGAGCUGUUAUGACAUUUCCAAUCCUGUUCUUCGUAAAGUCAAGGUCAGGAGGAGGCUCUUCGGUAGAUAAUUGAGAAAGCUGCACUUGCUCUUCCAAAGAUAGACCCGUCCUUAUUUUUCAUAACAGCUUCCUUGUGGCUUCUUACCUCCUGAUAUUUUAUGGUUCAUCCAAGUGAUCACCGUAAGUUCAUAAGAGCAAUUUAUUAUGACAUAUAAGAGUUUUCUACAUCAAAUGAUGGGAUGAGGUGCUGAGAUGGCAAUCAUUGCAUACCAGCCAGGUAAUGACCGUUAAUAACUAAGAGUGUUGAUGUACAACAUUAAUUAUUCAUUUCUUCCAAGUGAAUGGAUUUUGACGCAGCAGGAUCAUUGCUGAUAUUUUAAUGGAAUCUUAUAUUUCUUUCCCACAA
Messenger RNA from Theobroma cacao (cacao), 2586 nucleotides. NCBI's taxonomy places the organism in Eukaryota, Viridiplantae, Streptophyta, Magnoliopsida, Malvales, Malvaceae. The record is from RefSeq and is a predicted model, not a curated record.